CUGAACCCAAGCCAUAGCAUCCCGACCAUAGUUGACGAGGGGUUUGUGUUAUGGGAGAGUCGGGCUAUAAUGCAAUACCUGUGCAACAAAUACGAUGUCUCCGGCACUCUAUACCCGCGGGAACCUAAAAAGAGGGCAAUAGUGGACCGUUGGCUCAACUUUGACAUCACACUCAUGGGGUCCUAUAAAUAUGGAGUGAUGAUGAAAGCGUUCGGUGGUGCGGAUCCGCCCGAAGACAAGAUCAUUGCAAUGAAGAAUAAUCUGAAAUUAUUUGACCAAUUGAUCGGUGAUAACAAGUAUCUGACGGGCGAUGACCUUACGAUCGCAGACCUGGCGCUGUUGGUGACCAACUCGGCUCUAUUGCUCGCUAAUGUAGAUUUGUCUGAAUACCCAAAUGUCAAACGAUGGCUAACCUCCCUGACCACUGGUUUACCAUAUUUUACUGAAUUCAAUGUCUUUGAUCCGAAAGAGAUGGAGGUAUGGGUGGCCAAAAGUCAGGCGUAUUUGAAAAGACAAUUUAAUUGACAAUAAUUACC
Oppiella nova is the source of this 536-nucleotide messenger RNA. The record is from the annotation of a GenBank genome assembly. NCBI's taxonomy places the organism in Eukaryota, Metazoa, Arthropoda, Arachnida, Sarcoptiformes, Oppiidae.